Messenger RNA from Astrephomene gubernaculifera, 1238 nucleotides. Lineage: Eukaryota; Viridiplantae; Chlorophyta; Chlorophyceae; Chlamydomonadales; Astrephomenaceae. The record is from the annotation of a GenBank genome assembly.
CUAUUCUGAAGAUUGGUGAUUGUUUUGUCAGCGGUUGACCGUAAAAUACAGGACUAGUUCUAAUUUCCUGUUGGCUAAGCUACAAACACAAAGACCAUGACGCAGCUAUUAUAGUUGCAUACCAUAUGCGCUCCGUAAUGUAAUCUAGGGCGGGGGACCCAUGGCUGAUCAUUCGGAUGCCGCUGGGCAGUUAGCCGUGGGCGCUGAAGCUGCUGCGCAAGGCCGCCUGUCAUGCCUGAAAGAUUUCAAGGUGUUGGAGGUCCUCAGUGAGGAUCCUGUUACAAAAUCCAUCGCGCUUCUGGGCAGGUUCACCAGCGGAGGUCCUGAGGAGGUUGCUGCGGAGGAGGGCGGCAGCAGUGGCGGCAGCGGUGGCGGCAACAGUAACGGCAGCAGCGGCAGCAGUGCUCCCCUCGCGGUGCUGCUGCUGGGUCGGAAGCCCUUUGACAAGGUCGCUAUCGGGCAGCUGGUGGGGGAGCGGUUGAGGCUGACCCCUGACUUUGCCAACGACAUCUAUUCCAAGUACGUGGGGUUUCCCCCGCCCGAGCACGCCGCCCUCUCCGUCGACCUCGUCUUCCCCGCCACGGAGAAACACGUGCAGAAGCACCGCCAGCAGCGCCGGCGCAUGGUAACCGAGACGCCCGAAAUGUACGAACAGAUCGUGCUGCCGUACAUCCAAUCUCUUCCGCCCUCGCGACUGCAAUGGGUGUACAACAUACUCGAAAAGAAGAAAGAGGCUGAGCGGCUCAUCUUCGAGGACCCCCACCCGCUGACUGGCUUCAUGCUCCAUCCCGACCUCAAAUGGGACCAGCACCAAGUGGGUCAGCUCUACUGCCUAGCGCUGGUGCACCGCCGCGACCUGCCCAGUCUGCGGUCCCUGGACGCCAGCCACCUGCCGCUGCUGAGGAACGUACGACACAAGGGUUGCAAGGCUAUCAAGGAGCGGUACGGCGUGCCGAGAUCUUCGCUAAGGUUAUUCGUGCAUUACCAUCCGUCGUACUGGCACUUCCACGUACAUUUCGUACAUGCGGAGAUGGGGUCCUUCCCUGGAGCGGUUGCAGGCAAGGCGAUUCUGUUGGAUGACGUCAUCGACAACCUGUGCAGCCAGGGCGGGGACUACUGGCGGCGGCGCAACCUCACGCUGCAGCUGGGGGAGGCAGAUGAGCUCUGGGGGCUGCUGGGGAAUGAGGGCAGCGGUGAAGGGGAGGAGGAGGAGGGGAAGGAGGGCGGCGGGGAAGUGG